This is a messenger RNA of Salvelinus namaycush (lake trout), 3865 nucleotides long. RefSeq names its product DEAD (Asp-Glu-Ala-Asp) box polypeptide 39Ab (gene ddx39ab). The record is from RefSeq and is a predicted model, not a curated record. The transcript has 9 exons. Gene Ontology annotation, molecular function: RNA helicase activity; RNA binding; ATP binding. Gene Ontology annotation, biological process: mRNA splicing, via spliceosome; mRNA export from nucleus. Lineage: Eukaryota; Metazoa; Chordata; Actinopteri; Salmoniformes; Salmonidae. Bases 273 to 1682 code for a protein of 469 amino acids.
CCAUUUAUUACAAAUUGCUAACUAGCAAGCAUGGCCCCUGGUUUUGUUUGUAAUACAUAAUUGAGCUGUUUAUUUUGCUGUUGAACGUGGAUAGUUUGCAACUAGAUAACAACUUAACUCGAUAGUAAUGUCUUAGCUAAUUUGAGACGUUAACUGCAGCUGUCAACGUCACGAUUUAUUUAAACGUUGAUGGUUUGGUGUUACUGAAUGUAAACUUUAGAGGGCUCUGUAGACUAACGUUACCUUAGAAUAUUGCUUAUUUCCAUUUCAGAAUGGCUGAGAACGAUGCUGACAAUGAACUGCUGGACUAUGAAGAGGAUGAGGAGCCUCAGGGAGUCCCAGAGACGGCUGCCCCAGCAGGCAAGAAGGAGGUGAAGGGCUCCUAUGUCUCCAUCCACAGUUCUGGCUUCAGGGACUUCCUGCUCAAACCAGAGCUGCUCCGUGCGAUUGUCGACUGUGGCUUUGAGCAUCCGUCUGAAGUUCAACAUGAGUGCAUCCCUCAGGCCAUCCUGGGAAUGGACAUCCUGUGCCAGGCUAAGUCUGGUAUGGGCAAGACGGCAGUGUUUGUUCUUGCCACACUACAGCAGAUCGAGCCUGUGGAUGGACAGGUGUCAGUUCUAGUAAUGUGCCACACACGAGAGCUGGCCUUCCAGAUCAGCAAAGAGUACGAGCGCUUCUCCAAGUACAUGCCCACGGUCAAGGCAGCCGUGUUCUUCGGGGGCCUGUCUAUCAAGAAGGAUGAGGAUGUGCUGAAGAAGAACUGCCCUCACAUUGUGGUGGGAACCCCUGGCCGCAUCCUGGCCCUCAUCCGCAACAAGACCCUGAACCUAAAGAACGUCAAGCACUUUGUCCUGGAUGAGUGUGACAAGAUGCUGGAGCAGUUGGACAUGAGGCGUGACGUACAGGACAUCUUCAGGCUAACUCCACAUGAGAAGCAGUGCAUGAUGUUCAGCGCCACCCUCAGCAAGGAGAUUCGACCGGUCUGCCGCAAGUUCAUGCAGGAUCCCAUGGAGGUGUUUGUAGAUGAUGAGACCAAGCUGACGCUGCACGGUCUGCAGCAGUACUACUGCAAGCUGAAGGACAGCGAGAAGAACCGCAAGCUCUUUGACCUGCUUGAUGUGCUGGAGUUCAACCAGGUGGUGAUCUUUGUCAAGUCAGUGCAGCGCUGUGUGGCGCUUUCUCAGCUACUGGUGGAACAGAACUUCCCUGCCAUUGCCAUCCACAGGGGCAUGGCUCAGGAGGAGAGGCUGUCCCGGUACCAGCAGUUCAAGGACUUCCAAAGGCGGAUCUUGGUAGCCACCAACCUGUUUGGUCGAGGGAUGGAUAUCGAGCGGGUCAAUAUUGUCUUCAAUUACGACAUGCCUGAGGACUCAGACACAUACUUACACAGGGUGGCUCGUGCUGGGCGGUUUGGAACCAAGGGUCUGGCUGUGACCUUUGUGUCAGACGAGACCGAUGCCAAGACUUUGAAUGACGUGCAGGACCGCUUUGAGGUCAAUGUGGCCGAGCUGCCAGAAGAGAUCGACAUUUCCACUUACAGUAAGGCUCUCUCCAUCCUUAUACAUGCAGCCUCCCAUGGAGGUUUCUCCACUCAAACGGACAUUACUUGUUAUUCUUGUAAGUUGAGUCAUAGUUAUGUCUUUCUGUCACUGUCUGCUGGCAAUUGUUUAAUUCAAUGUUAAAGGGGAGUGAAUGUAGUGAAGAGGGUCUAAAAUUGACUUGGCUAUCAUAACAAAUGUCAUUGUGCCCUGUGUUCUGCUUGGGGUAUGCAACAUCUGUUAAUCAUUAGUACUCUAAUGCUGGGCCUGAAAGGUCAGAGGGAUAAUGUCAGCUCAUUGAAACCCCCAAGAUAAAUGCCUGGUAUAAUAACUUAUUGAGUAAUGGUGGUGACUAGAGAGAAUUGGGCUGUCCUCCACAAAAAUCUUUGCCGCUCAAGUCAUCUGUUCUUUCGACCAAUUGUUUGGUUGAUAUUUUAGUUUUUUUGUUUGUUUUUUACGCGCUUGUCUGAUGCUUUAAGCCAGGUGUCAAACUCAUUCCAUGGAGGGCCUAGUGUCUGCUGGGUUUUGGUUUUUCCUUUCAAUUAAGACCUUAACAACCAGGUGUGGAGUUCCUUACUAAACAGUGACCGUGAUUGAUGAAUUAAGUCCAAGGGAGGAGCGAAAGCCCUUAAACUCAUUCCAGAGGGAAGAGUGUGUGACAUGUGCUUUAAGCACACAUUUUGAUGAAAUAUCAAAUCAAAGUUUAUUUGCCACGUGCGCUGAAUACAACAGGUGUAAACCAAUGACUCGGGAGCCAGCGUUCCAGUACCUGACCAUCCUCCUGCUGGCCUUCACAGAUUCUGCCAUUAUGCUCCUGAAGUUGCCACUAAUACGUUACACCAGGGGUUGGCAACUUUUUUCCCCCCAUGUGGAAUGCCAAUUUAGUCAAUUUCUACCGAUUUUGUGUGCCAGUUAAGGGUUUCAUAUGCCCUUUUUUUAUGGAACAGUGGUAAUAAAUUAUAUACAAAUAUAAAAGUCACUUCUAUUGCCAACUAUGUAAAAGAUGGAAACAUUGCAGCCUGCAGAUAAAAAAUAUUCUGAUUUUAUAAAUAUCCUAUGAAUCACAUUGUUGCAGACAGGCCAUGCCUAGCCGAACUCAAAAUAUUAUCAAUUGGGGCCUGCCCGACGCGUGCGCUAGCAAACUUGACACAUUAUAUAAAAUAUUCUGGGCCCCUGUUUUGCUGCACCAGUGAGCUCUGAACAGAAGCCACUGUAGGCUAUUUGCGCAAGGGAUAAGAAGUAAUCAGGAAGACUUAUUUUGCCAUUUCCACUAGAUCAGAGCAUGAUAUUUUUCCCUUUCACUCAGUGGUUAUCAAGAGGGCAGGAAAGAUUUUUCAAAUACAUUGAGUAACUAUUGUCAUUCUCAAUGUAUGUUAACAGACUUUGUUUACAUGCUGUUUGAGGUUACUUUGAAGCUCCAACUCAUUAGUGGUGGUGAGUUACGCCAAUCAGAAAUGCAAUCGUAUCCCCAAAUGGGCUUAUUUUUAUAGGUCUACAUUUGCAAGCAGGCCAGGUAGCCUUAGGCCUAAUUCUAUACUCAACAUUGACAGGAGCACUUUAAACAAAAGACAAUUACUAAAUGGAAUUAAAUACAUCUAAAGUUGUUUCUCACAAGUGUGGCCUUGGUUGUGUAGCCUUGGUUGUGCGCACUGACAGUGAGAACAAGACUGCAAUAAUAAAUACAUUAACUGAAAUUAUGGUAAACAUUGUAGAUUAGAAAUUAUGUAAAUCAAUGGGAAAUGUACUACUUGUGAUGGGGAAUUGAUGGACACUAACAAAGGGCUAACGAUUCACACAAUGAUUGUGCACGAAUUGGUGGGAGAGCGCAUUCUGGAGAGGUGUUUUGUGCCUCUUCGCCACAAUCCCCUUGGACUGUGCCAUGCCUGUGGCCUCCAGUGGAUUAGUCCACUGAGACAUGCAUGAAUCUCAGGUUUAUGUGCCAUAAAGACAAAUGUGGGGUCAGCCCUGAACUGGGUAGGUCUUAGUGAAUGGAGACCCCAUACAUAUUAACCUGUGUGACAAGCUGGAAUGCCCAGCUGUUGCUUAUGGAGAUGGUCUUCAGAACAGCGUCUCUUCUCUCCUUUCUCACCCACCACUUUCUUUCUAGUUGAGCAGUCCAGAUGAGUCCUCCAUCCCAGAAGAAAUGUCCCCUAACCCUGAAUAUCUGUCCUUGUUUGGAUGAAAAACCCUCCUCGCUGUUUUAUUUUAAGCUCUGUUCCUUGACUAUGUUUACCAAGUUUUUUUAUUUGAAUGUAUCAUUGGGUGUUUUCCAUUUUUAAAUUUGUUGUGGUUUGGUCAAUGAAAUUAAAACUUUUUAUAAAAUUCCA